Messenger RNA from Penicillium vulpinum, 3777 nucleotides. RefSeq lists its product as uncharacterized. Lineage: Eukaryota; Fungi; Ascomycota; Eurotiomycetes; Eurotiales; Aspergillaceae. The coding region runs from base 1 to 3777 and encodes 1258 amino acids. The record is from RefSeq and is a predicted model, not a curated record. The transcript has 2 exons.
AUGAGUUCUUGGCUAUUAAUGGCGCCUCCUAUGACUCGUGAUCCUUCAACCCAGAAAACCAAGACUUCAAAUCGGAAGAAACUAUAUUUUCGUCCUCCAUCCCUGAAGCUUUGUCUGAAACCCUUCGGUCUAGAAGCCCGAGUCACAGCUGUUCGAGGCAGUGUUUCAAGUCAACCGAGUCCCACAGUCGACAAAGACCUACAGAAAAUGCUAGCGCAGAUCGUGGAUACCACUCAUGAUCCGUCUGAAGCAGUCACAGAGGCCCCUGCUGAACACAUGGCAUCUGACACUAAAGAGACUGAAGACCAAUCAUACCGCUUGAGUAUCAAAGAAGAUAUCGCAAGCCGAGAAGUCGGGGACCCUCAGUCUGCCUCCGCGCAGAAACCUUUAGGCACUAUGAUGAACUUAGAAUCACCAGAAGAUUCAGACGAUGAUUCUGAAAUUUCUCCAUUGUCGGAUUCUCUCCAUCCAGUGCGUUCAACUUCCCGCUUGGCCCGCUUCUUCCCAGAGCUAUCCUCGCACUUCUCUAUUGUCUCCCCGAUCAGCGCCGAUUCCAACAUGGACCGCUCGACAGGGCCCUCUUUUUUCGAACGGGAACUAGAAAAACGGGUGCAGAAUUUAUAUCAAAGCUCUGCAGAUGUUGCUACCGAUCCACAUGGGUCUGCAGACAUCACUCCUGAUUCAUGUGGCUCUGUGGACAUCGCUCUCGAUAUAAAUGGCUCUGUCGAUCAACUAGAGGAGCCCCGCUUGUCUUCUGGGUCUGAGGAGACUUUGGAUUGUGCUUCAUCAUGCUACAGUCGUCGCACUUCAGUUACCAGUCUGGGCAGCACGUUCUGGGGAGAUGAUGGACGACACCCUUACAAAACAGCCGAUGCAUACUCAAUCUAUUCUCCCGUGGCCGCGGGUGUUUUUGACGACGCCGCUUCCAUCUGUUCCUCGCAGCCUUCCUCAAUAGUGGCUCCCUGCCACCUGCAAGUGCCAAAAAUCGUCCGCCCAAUGUAUAUCACCAAAAAGAUGUCAAUGAACGACCUCAAGAACAAGCCCUUGCCACUAGAGCCAUCCUUCGGUCCUAGUUCGGCCCCAAAUCGCCCUGAAGACUCCCCUCUUUCGGCAGUUUCGCCACGUUUCAGGCCACAGUGGUCAGCGCAAUCCUCUCAGAGAGACUCGGUGAUCUCAUUGAAACAAUCCAACACAGUAAACCAUAGCGAAUGGAAGGAUUCUAUGUUACACCAGUCAAAUACCCACCGACCAGCCAAACAUUCAUGUCAUACAUGCGGGCACAGUCAGCGCCAGCCGCGUCAAGGUCGACAACGGUCAGAUCUGGUGGUUGCUGGUCAUCGAGCCCGCCAUAUGCCAACAUUAGCGCAGGCCGCCGAAGAACUCGAAGAUGCUCUCGCGAGUCUGGCUGAUCAAGAUUUGACUCAUAAGACGCUGCUCAUCCUUGAUGGACCGUUGCAGAUCAGCCGCCACAACGGGGACUUGAUUGCUACCCGGCCUGCGCCCCUCCCCCCUUCAACGAAGCCUCACUCAAAAACAUCACAAGGGAAGUCGACACUGAAAAACAGUCGAGUCAACACAAUCAAAUCAACAGGUCCAAGUCCAUUUAAAGAAAAAAGUCACAAACAGAGUAAGAAGGAGGCGAAAGACAAGCCUCGUCGAUCGGGCAAAGACAAGGAAACCGAUGAAAAACCCGCAAAAAAUCCAUCCAAGGAAAACAUCAAAAAAGAAAAAUCCAUGAAAUCUUUCCUGACAUUUCGCAAGCAAAGCCAAGCGCCGCGUGAUGAAGUUCAUGUCAAUUCACGGUCGGAGGAUUCCCUCCACAUGACAGUCGAAUCGCAUUCUGCCGAUCCUCUCGAUCUGCCCCCCACGCGCAACAGCCUGUUACUCCAAUUGCCUCGCCUGCAAACUAAUCAUCUCGGGAAUCCCUUUGAUCAAGUUGCAGAAAAAGCAGUUGUGCCAGGUAGCCCUGGCCCGGUCGCCAUGGAGGGCGUGGAACUAGAGAAGGUCAUAGUCCCUAACAAAGUCCGUCAGAGUUGGGCUAUGGUCUCGACUGCCCAAGCGAGCAGCAUCAGACUCACCGAACAGGUCUAUGAACUUCCCGCUACUCCCCCGUCACCUGUAUCCACGCCAAAUCCCCAAGCCAAGCGCAAUGUCCCAGUCAAGAUCCCCCUCCCCGAAGAUAUGCCGGUGGAUUUGAUUCUGUCAAUCAUGCAGAACAUUGACUCUCUGGAUGACCUUUUCAAUUUCGUCCUCGUCAACAGAAAGAUCUACACUGCGUUCAAACGUCGCGAGCUGUCUAUGCUGAAAAGUACCCUAUUCCAAAUGUCCCCACCCGCUUGGGAGAUGCGCGAGAUGAGUCCGCCAUGGGAAAUGGAGUGGCAGCUACUCAUAGAUCCCGACUCCCAGGUUCCAGAAUAUACGCCCACGCUGUAUCUGCAGAGGUACGCGCAGGAUAUCUACACUCUUGCCAAGCUGAAGGCGCUGGUCCUUGCGCGGUGCGCUCCCUUCUUGCGUCGCGAUACCAUUCGUGGCCUGGCGGGCGUGGAUAACACCCGCGCUGAGGAAGUCGACGAUGCCUUCUGGCGGCUCUGGACCUUCUGUCGGAUUUUCGGUAGUGGUAAGGGGCGAGAGAAUGAUAUUGCUGGCCAAAUGGACUGGCUGAAGGGUGGCGUCCAGGCGAGAAAUCAUUCCACCUCGAGUUCAACGAUGACACAGCCUUUCGGUAUGAAUAACGUUCUAUUUGAACCGCCCGAGGGGUUCGGUCGUGGCAACCUUUCCGGUCUAUCGCAGAAGCAGAUGUACGAUCUAACGGAGAUCUGGACGUGCAUGGGUGUUCUAUUACAGCCGUUGCAUGGAAAGUGCAUUGAAGCUCGCAAGGUCGGCAUUUUUGAUGGCAUGAACGUCCCAGAUGGUGAGCUAGCUCUCGAAGAGACUGUCCUCGAGGAGUGGACUUCAUACAUUCUCACACUCGGUCUAGGUGCAGUCUUAACACUCAGCUCAGUCUGCCCGGCCGAUACCACCACCGCCACAUUCAUCAAAGCGAAAGAAAUAGGUCUUGCCAAAUGGGAGCCAACCGAAACCGAAGCAAGUCGAUCAUCAUUCCUGAAAGAAGCAGUCUCGCGCGCCUACGAACUUGAAGAACGCGCACUUGACAGCCCGACCGAAAUAAGCCCGCAAAAGACAAGCCCUGUCGAGAAUGACCGCGAGACCCGUGAGCGCCAGGCUGGAUUCGCCCACGAGCUUCGUCGCCGUCGUGAGCGCGGUCUCACCCCCGACCCCAACGGCCGGUUGUCCUUCUCUGCCGAACGCCCUAUGUCGGAGUUCAGCACUAUUGUCCAUAAUCUCAACGGGUCGAUUCGAAAUCACAGGCCCAUUCCAUCUGUGCCCGCGCUCGUUCUUGACAGGUCCUCAACGUCAACCUCUGAGACGGCUCCUCAUACUCCGACUCGCCCGGCCGAUCUUGCCAGUCUUCUUCCUUCAUCGCAUACUCCACCGCCAGCGGGUAUGAUGCCUCUGCCUCUCCGGCUGCAGGUUCUGGAUCCUGUUGACCGCGCCAUUGAUAUGAUGGUUAAUCAGCUUGGCUUUCAUACAGAAGAUGCUAAGUGGGCUCUUAAGAUUACGGAUACUGGUGAAGGGAUUGAUGCUCCUGCUGCUGUGGAGUUGCUUCAGCGUCAGCGGAAAAAGAAUGAGCGCAAUCCCUUUGGUCAAGGUGAUACCCUGCUCUCGGAUGUUAUUAAGCGUCAAAAGUCACAAGAAUCUGGCUGGCGCUGGGCUUGA